AAAAUUGCCAUAAAUUCGUCCAAGUUCUCUUAUGCCGGCACCAAAAAGGUGAUACCUCAAAAGACGCUGUCACUUAUUAUCCCCAUACGCAUUUUUUUGCUCAUUUUUACGAAACAAAAACUAUUCUAUAACUUUUUCCAAUCAAUUUCCAUUCUAGCCAUACCUUGUUUUGCAAUGAAUGAUGUCUAGGUGUCUUAAACGAUCCAAGUGAAGCUGACCUUAGCAGGCACGGAACGACCCCGCAGACUAUCGUAAAAUAUGGGCAUCACACGUUAUAAAAUUGCUAAAUUUUGACAUUUUUGAAAAGAAAAAUCUUUUUUACAUCUACUGAUAUCAUUUUUUCAUACUUUACUGCAAUUGGGAACUUUUACCAGGGGAUAGUCUGCCACCACGGAAACACCAAAUAUGUUCUGCGAGAACUCAGAAAAAGUUUGCGCCCGGUUGCGUUAUGAAGGGAGCCGGGCGGGGAGCGAGCUUGUUGGUGCGGCGAUGGCAGUGUUUUAGACGUCAAAAGGCCAAGGCUUAUGACUCGUCUCCCAUGACUCGCGUGUUAUUUUUGUGAUUUGUUUGGUACCUUCGUUUGAUUUGUGUGAAUGUGAUUUUAAAGGAGGAUGCCCCCGCUGCUGCUACUGCUGCUGCUGUCGGCGGCGGCGGCCGGCGCCGGCGGCUGCCCGGUCGACUGCAGCUGCCCCUCGGUCGGCGCGGCGCUCUGCCGCGGCUGGCCGGCCGCCGCGGCUCUCUCCAACGUCACCCGUCUGGAGGUGCGCGGUGCCGCCGGGUCACCGCCGAACGGCCUGUUCGCCAACGCCUCACUGCUGGAGACGCUGCAGCUGCGCGACUGCGCGCGCCUCCGGCUGGCCGAGCGCAGUCUGGUCGGCCUGCACCUGCUCCGACACAUGUCCGCGCCCGACUGCGGCCUCUCGGCGCUGCCGGCGCACGGACUGGCGCUGCUGCCCCGGCUGGAGGAGCUCGACCUCUCUGGUAACCGGCUGACGCGUCUGCACCGACACCAGUUCACCUACAACACACACCUGGCGCGGCUCAACCUCUCCGGAAACCCGCUGGCCGGCGGCGUACACUCGGAGGCGUUUUUCGGCGCCGAGCGGCUGCGCGAUCUGGACCUGAGCGGGUGCCGGCUGCGCCGCGCUCCCGGCACCUGGUUCCGCCGUCUGCCGGCCCUGCAGAGGCUCGUGUUGGCCGGGAACGAACUGACCAGCGUGCGCCGGGUGGAUACCCGCGACUGGCGCUCGCUGAGGCAUCUUGACCUCUCGGCCAAUGCCAUAUCGCACGUGGAGCGCGGUGCGUUCAACGUAUCGACGAACCUGACGCAUGUCAAUCUGUCUGGGAACUAUCUGAGUGAGCUUCUCGGCACGGGGCUGAACUGCAGCGAACUGGACCUCAGCAACAACUCGUUUACGGUGGCGAAUCGUUCGUACGUGGAGCUGCCCGGUCGGCUGAGGGCUCUCACUCUGACAAGCUGUGGGCGACUGAUGCACGUCGGGCGUAAUCUGCUCCAGUUCAGCCUCGGCGUUCAGACGGUCAACAUCAGCUCGAACGGCAUGCUGACGGAAAUAGAGCACACGACUUUCAGCCACCUGGAUCGCCUGAAAGUGGUGGACCUGUCUGGGAAUGCUCUGGAGAAGCUGCCGCGCAGUCUGUCCACUGCAACUCUGGACACACUCGAGCUGGUCGACAACAACUUCAGCUGUGACUGCAGUCUGCAGUGGUACAGCCGCGCGCACCCGCUGUCACCUCUCACGUGCCGUAUGGGCGACUCGACGGCUCGUCUGGCCGACGGGUUGGCUCACGUGCUGUGCGAGCCGGUCUCUGUGACUGUUCACCAGACCCAGGCGUGGGCGCCGUACAACGCUACGGCCACCCUCGAGUGUCAGCCGGCGGGCCACCCGGCGCCGGCGCUCACCUGGAUCACGCCGCAGCGGUACGUGUUCCACUGGGUGCCCGAAGAUGCGGACGAUGCCGGAGACCGCCUCCACCCCGACCGGCACACGGCGCAUCUCGACGAGCACCGCGAGCUCGAUCACUACCGCGUGCUGUCCGACGGGCGGCUGCAGAUCAGCGGUGUGGCAGAGCGCCACCGUGGCCGGUACGUGUGUCUGGCGGAGGGAGACGCCGGCUCGGCGGCCGGCGGUGUCUACCUGACUGUGGGCGUCAACAGCCUGCAUGAUGUGAAGAUGAUGGCGCUGCUGAUGGCACUCACCGGCUGCGUCACGGCCAUCACCUUCGCGCUGGUCGUCAGACUCGGCCUGUACAUCUUCUACAAGUGCGGCUGCUGCAUCUGCUGCACUGACGAGCUGCCGCCGCGGGCCAAAAUCAAGGGCAUGGUGGACUCUAUGGAGCAGUGGCGCGCCCUGCAGCUGGCCAGCCUGCGGGAGAGCUACAACCAGCAGGUGGCCGGCAUUAAGGACAGCUGCUACCAGCAAGUGGAGCGCAUCCGCGACACCUACAAGGGCCAGGCGCGCUACGUGAGCGACAUGCGCGACUACGGCGCGCAGCAGAUCGAGGGAUUCAGGGAGCAGUACCUGGACCAGGUACGCCGAGUUCGCGACUAUUCUCUCGGCCAAAUGAACCGCGUCCACGAGAACUACAUCUUCCAGCGGAACCGAAUCCGCAAGUUCAGCGCCCACCAGCGCGUGCGACUGCGCGAGACCUACAAGUACCAGCAGAAGACGUUGAACAAACUGUUGGAGACGCUGCCGGACCUGUACCUGCAGAACUGUCGCACCGGCACCUGCCAGCGAACCGAGAGCAUGAUGCUGCCUGGGGAUCAGCAUUUCUACUGUGACGCUGACGUGGAGUGGUCGGCGGAGCAGCUGGCGGCUAUGGCUGAUCUCUAUCCGCCCGGUGAGCAGCUGGAUGCCACAGCAGAGGAAGGAGAGGAGCCCGAGCUACCCACCGUGGCCGGCGCCGAGCUGACGCGCCGGCUGCUGGCGCUGGCACCGGCCCUGGAGGCGGCAGACCGGGAGGCGGCUCGUCGAGAGGCCGAGAGAGAGCAGGAGGAGCAGGGAGAGGGAGCGAGGCGCCGCCAGGGCGGAGUUCGGGAUACGGACGGGGCAGCGGCAGAGCAGCUUCUGGUCGCCGCCCGGCCGCUCGGCGCCGAGAGGCCGCGCCUGGAGAGCCAUGACCCCGAGCCGGAGUCUGAGUCGGCCGACGAAUGGUCGGAGGCACCGCCUGCCUCACCUCCCGCCGCGCCGGCGGUGGCGGCGGCGGCAGCAGUGGCGGCGGCAGCGCCAGCGCCAGCGGCGGAAGCGGCGGAGGGGGAGCGAGCCGCCGACGCGCCGCUGAGGGUCCGCGCAGUUCGCAGUGACGGCGUCUGUCCCAGCGAGGUGGAGGUGGUCGUCCUGGAGAGGGGCCGCGCCAGCUCCGAUGAUGGUCAGGCGGAGAGCUCGUGCUGAGGGCGCCUGCAGACGGCGGCAGCUAGUAAGGACAUUCCGGGUGCCCGGGUAGCGUGCCCGGGCCGACCGACUGUGUGAUAACGGGUCCGCUGCGCCGGCGGAGAGCAGCCGCUGCGGGCGCCACCCCCUCCCUCCCGACCAUAUAUUAGUUAGAACGCCAGCGGACAUUGGUACCGAACUGAACCCGGCAACGCCAGUGGCAGAUUCUAGCAGCCACACAACCCCGGUGAUGCUGCAGUGCAUGUUCGCGUCUUUAUUCUCUGUGCGUUCCCGGGCUGGGACUGGACAGGUGUCUGUUCGCCGUUUGGUGGCGUUGGCUCCGCCCGCAGUCUAGUGAGCGAUAUGCAAACCCGUCGGACUGUUACUAUACUUCUCUCUCCUCGCGUGGAUGUCUACGCUCGUCCGUCGUUGCGCGCACCGGUGCGCGGCUCUGGAGAGCUCUCGAAUGUCCGCUCGGGCGCGCGUUCGAGGCUCAUUGUGGUGUUGUAAGUGCAGGUGGCGUACGGACGCAAAUAUGCUCAGUUAUGUUGACGGACCCAGGCCGGGCCUCGGACAUCAAUUAUGCUGUAUGUGAUGUGUCAUAAAACGCUGGCAGUCGCCCAGCCCUUGUCAGUGCUCAGUUACGGUAGUACGGGCACCAAUCGUAUUAGCAUGUGCCGGCGUGCGCUGCGCCGAUUUAUUCUCUAACUUAUAUUGACGACGAGCGAAUAACUGUUGGAUGUGCGUGGGGCCCUGAUGUCGGCGCAGGAGCUUACCGGCGACAGGACUGUCAGGCGCCUGGUGUGUGGACGUUGAACGAUCGCAGCUGUCUUCGUCUUCGUCGCCAGCCGGCGUGUAUUCUAGUUCAUGCCAGCUGCGUACUUGUGAUAGUGCAAAUAUAUAUCCUAUUCCCGCA
Messenger RNA from Amphibalanus amphitrite, 4308 nucleotides. RefSeq names its product leucine-rich repeat and immunoglobulin-like domain-containing nogo receptor-interacting protein 3. The transcript is spliced from 4 exons. The coding region runs from base 612 to 3413 and encodes 933 amino acids. Gene Ontology annotation, molecular function: protein binding. The record is from RefSeq and is a predicted model, not a curated record. Gene Ontology annotation, cellular component: extracellular matrix. NCBI's taxonomy places the organism in Eukaryota, Metazoa, Arthropoda, Thecostraca, Balanomorpha, Balanidae.